This is a messenger RNA of Acomys russatus (golden spiny mouse), 1104 nucleotides long. It is a transcript of the gene C21H6orf58, whose product is annotated as chromosome 21 C6orf58 homolog. Bases 1 to 1014 code for a protein of 337 amino acids. The record is from RefSeq and is a predicted model, not a curated record. Lineage: Eukaryota; Metazoa; Chordata; Mammalia; Rodentia; Muridae. The transcript is spliced from 6 exons.
AUGGCUGUCCUGACUUCCUGGGUCUGGUUACUGGCUGGCUGCCUUUCUGCAGCUGUAGCAGAAGACUCUAAUGUCUCUGCUCUAUAUCCUCCUCUCUGGGAAGAGAGCCCUGAACAGAUAAGUGAUUACAGGUUGGAGGAUGGCAAGCACAUAAUGGACCCUUGGGUGAUCACUGACAGAAUGGGGAUGUACAGAAUCUUACUGAAACAGACGGCCCCGUAUUUUGCAAGCUAUGCUCCAGAAAACGAACAAAACAUUUUGUGGGGAUUGCCCUUGCAGUUUGGCUGGCAGUACACAACGGGUAGAUUAGCUGAUCCCACUGGAAUGACAGACUGUGGCUAUGAAGCUGGAGACACUCUAUGUGUCUCUGUGGACAGCUGGUGGGCCGAUGUAAAUUAUUAUCUGAGUGUGUUACCUUUCCUCGCUGCUGUUGAUUCUGGGAUACUGGGCAUACCAUCAGACCAAAUCAGCAUCUUGCCACCACUCAAGGAUCAGAUGAUGUUUUGUUAUACUGUUUCUGGCUGCCAAUCCGCCUUCCCCGAAGCAAUGGGCAGAUGGAGUGCCUUUUUUCAGUACAUGCAGUCACCUUCUAGUGACUUUGAUGGCCUCUUGGAAUACUUAUGGGCUGCCCAUACAUCAUCCUUGGAGUAUCCCACCAGAGCCUUUGUGGACAGAUAUGCCUAUUAUUCUGACCAAGAAGCGAAUUUUGAGAAAAACUGGGCUAUCGCUGUAGACUACAUAGCUGCGACCCGUCUUCCCACAACCCUGAGCAGAGUACAUAGCUUUCAGAACGGUCUGCCCCCACGUGUGCUUGUUGAUACUGACAUAGCCCCUUAUAUUGCUGACUUCACUCCUCUUCAGAACAAAGUCCUGGUGUUGCUCAAUGUUCUUGGUAACAUUCAUCAUUUUACAGGAUCAUUAUUCUUGACUGCGUGGGAAUCUGCCAUGAGUACAAAAGCUGCAAGGAAACUAUUUCUAAUAUCAUUUGAAAAGUUUCUGGAAACAUCCUCAUAAAACAUAAAACUUUUAGCAAAUAGUGGACAGCUGCCUUUAACUACAAGCAAUGAAAAAUAAUGAAUAUGAUCACAAUUACAUAUGGCUAUG